UUAUGAGCUUUGUUUAGCACUUGAGGCUUUAGAGCUACCAAAAAAGAUUCCUUUUAUUUUGACCUUCAAAAUAGAAAAAUGGGUGGGAAUUCACCGUGUGCCUCAUGCAAGCUUCUGAGACGCAGGUGCACCAAAGAUUGUGCAUUUGCUCCUUAUUUCCCUGCUGAUGAACCCCACAAGUUUGCCAUAGUCCACAAAGUUUUUGGCGCUAGCAACGUUAGCAAAAUGUUGCAGGAACUUCCGGUGGAGCAAAGAGCAGAUGCAGUGAGCAGCCUAGUGUACGAGGCGAAUGCGAGGGUCCGGGAUCCGGUAUACGGGUGUGUCGGAGCCAUAUCAUACCUUCAAAACCAAGUCUCAGAGCUUCAAAUGCAGCUAGCAGUUGCUCAAGCAGAGAUACUCUGCAUCCAGAUGCAGCAGCAAGUAGAAGAAGAUCCACCAGUGAUGAUGAUGAUGAUGCCACCACCUCAACUCUCAAAUGAAAAUGAACUCUCUCAUCACUACUUUACUACUUUUGGAUCUUCUUCUACCAAUAAUGUAAUUCAUGAUUCCUUCAAGAGACAAAGUGUUUUUGGACAUGACAUGGUUUCUUGA
This is a messenger RNA of Arachis stenosperma, 591 nucleotides long. RefSeq names its product LOB domain-containing protein 12-like. Bases 79 to 591 code for a protein of 170 amino acids. The transcript is spliced from 2 exons. The record is from RefSeq and is a predicted model, not a curated record. NCBI's taxonomy places the organism in Eukaryota, Viridiplantae, Streptophyta, Magnoliopsida, Fabales, Fabaceae.